Caenorhabditis remanei is the source of this 540-nucleotide messenger RNA. RefSeq lists its product as uncharacterized. Lineage: Eukaryota; Metazoa; Nematoda; Chromadorea; Rhabditida; Rhabditidae. The transcript has 3 exons. The coding region runs from base 1 to 540 and encodes 179 amino acids. The record is from RefSeq and is a predicted model, not a curated record.
AUGUCGUCGAGAAAUGGACUGGCCACAAUGUGUGCUUGUUGCCUUCUUCCAUUCUACUUGUCCAUUAUGAUAGUUUUUCUCGUGGUUCCUGUCCUAUUCAUCGUCGUCGGAAUAAUCAAAUUCCAUGAUUGUCAAGCUGAUUCAAGAAUUCCAAUCUGGAUGAUUUCAAUUGCAGCGGUCAUUUUAUUGGAGAGAAUUCUGGAGACAGUAAAGAAUAUUGGAGAUAGGAAAUUUAUUAGGGAGAACCCGAAGCCAGAAGGAGAAGACGCGGUGGAUGAAUGGGAGAAACAGAAGAAGGAGAAUCAGUCCACGUGUCUCAUGGUUCUUUUGUUUUUUGUUCGGACUGCCGUGUUUUGUGGAACGAUCGUCGGAAGUGUAUUCGUCUUCUCAAUCUUCGAAAAACGUGAUAAGUGUGAUGGACUCGUUUUCUGGUCUUCAUUCGUCUACUGUGUUCUUUCCAUUUCCAUUUAUGCUCUUGUCAUUCUUCUCGUCGCUUGUCUUUGCUGUUUACUCGCUUUGAAUAUUACCAUUUCUUCAUGA